AUGUUGCUAGCGUCGCUCCUGCUCAUUCCAAUCAUCCAUCAAACGACCUCUAUUAACUCCGACAGCGUUCUAUACAAGGAGAUCGCCGCGUACCACAACGAGACGUCCUUCAAAGCGCGGUACGCUUACGAAGUAGUUGAGAAGAUCUUCAACGCCUUCAAGCAGUGGUUCUACACGAUCACCUUCUGCGACUUCACCUACUUCGAGAACAGGAUCCUGAAGUACACCGAGAACUCUGGGGACGGCUACCCCGUGAUGCUGCUUAACGGGUGUCCCGACGCGAACAGGACCAAGGUCAGGCCGAAGAUCAACAGGCACGGGAAGACCGUUUACGUGGUGACGUCAGAUGAGCUGUCUUUAGAAGGAAGCGAGUUCGUCAUGGAAGCUUUCAUAAGAACCGGCGUGUUCAAGCCGAGGAGCGCCGUGAUAUUCGUCAUCAGCAAUCCCGUGGAAAUGGACAGCUAUUUCUUCUACAACAUGAAGCUGCACUUUCGGCUGCUGCUCAGCAGGAGCAUCACUAACUCUGUGAUGGUGCUGCACUCGGGCCGAUUGAGGGUGUACACCUACAACCCAUUUAGGAACGAGAUACUGGACAUAACGGACGUCGCUGACGUUGGCCGCCUACUGGCUGGCCAGUACAACAAUCUUUUCGGACAUGAAUUGCGAUUGAGCGUGUUUAGGAAGAUCUAUGUGAGCGACGACGUCGGCCCGGUGUACUGCGAAUCGAGGCUGGCGAAGACAGUGAUGAAAAUACUUAACGCCACAUGCAUACCUCUGCCCACGAGGGAUGGCAAUACUGUCGGAGACUUGUUACCGAACGGUACGGCCACCGGCGUGACGGCCGACUUGAUAGACGGCUACGCAGAUCUGGAACUAAGCUCGCGCAUCCUAAAGAACUCUUACUACGGUUACAUCGACACAACGUACCCUCUGAUGCAGGACGAGCUGUGCUUUCUAGUGAAGAAGUCAUCGAAACAGUCGACCUUCGCCACAACGUUGAAUCUUAUAUCGGUGGACAUACUGCUACUUUGCAUAUUCAAUUUGUUCUUCUUCGUAACUCUAGCAUUUUUCGUGCGAGUGGCCGAGAUUAGACUUUGGAAAUUGAACGACAGACGUACUGCCUCUUCGACGAUCGUGGAUCUACUGAAAUGUUUCAUCAGGCAAACUGUCGACAUCAAAUUCACCGGCCCGAUAUUCCGAUGCGUCGUUUUGCUCGUAAUGAUAUACUCUUUGGUUGUUGAUUGCGCAAUCGAUGGCAUCAUAACAUCGGCAAUCGCCUACCCGAGAUACAAGCCGGACAUAAACACGCUGGCUGACCUGCUCGAGACCAACCUGACGUUCGCCGUUCACAACCGCCACAUGCGCAUCUACAACAGAAGCCUCGGUCCGGACGGUUACAAAGCGAUUUCCGAACGCACGGAGGUGUUCAACGACAUGAGAAUAAAACAGGCGAUUGAGCAGAGGCAGUUCCAGUACGCGGUCCUGCUGAGGAAGUCCGACGCCCAGUUCAUCAGCGGGAAACCGGCGAAUAUGGAGGAGGGAAGGCCGCUGUUCCAUACAGUCGAAGAGUGCCCGGUCCCCUGCUCAAUCGUCUACGGGCUGAAGUACGGGAGUCCGCUCCUGCCGAAGCUGAACAAGAUUCUGCAUCACCUGAACCAGGCAGGUGUCCUC
This is a messenger RNA of Iphiclides podalirius (scarce swallowtail), 1671 nucleotides long. Lineage: Eukaryota; Metazoa; Arthropoda; Insecta; Lepidoptera; Papilionidae. The record is from the annotation of a GenBank genome assembly.